Blastomyces dermatitidis ER-3 is the source of this 870-nucleotide messenger RNA. RefSeq lists its product as uncharacterized. Gene Ontology annotation, molecular function: ferric-chelate reductase activity. The transcript has a single exon. The record is from RefSeq and is a predicted model, not a curated record. Gene Ontology annotation, biological process: intracellular iron ion homeostasis; copper ion import; iron ion transport. The coding region runs from base 1 to 870 and encodes 289 amino acids. Gene Ontology annotation, cellular component: plasma membrane. Lineage: Eukaryota; Fungi; Ascomycota; Eurotiomycetes; Onygenales; Ajellomycetaceae.
AUGGCUGUGCUUCAGACUGCUGUACAUGUGGCCACUGCGCUGCUGCAGAUGGCCUUUAGCCUCAGUGACAGGCCUUUGCACUAUGGAUUUAUAGGCAGCAUCAUGCUGGCGGCAGUGCUUGUGGUUGUGCUACUGUGGGUCUGUACCUGGUCGCAUGAGCUCUAUGUUCACUGCCACUUCUUUCUGAGUGUUGCUGCCCUGGUCAUGGUGUGGAUGCAUCUGAAGUGGCCAUGCACUCUUCACAGGAUUUGUCUGUUUACGGCAGCAAUUCUUCCGGGCCUUACUUCUGCUGUUCGUAUUGUCUGGGUUGCAUUCUGCAAUCUCUGUGCCCACUGGUCACUUCCUGUCACCCAUGUGGUGAAGAAGGCGGGUGUGGUUGAGCUGACCUUCCGCCCAUCGCGGCCAUGGAAGGUAUGCACCGGCCAGUACAUAUAUCUGAUGGUCCCAGGUCUUGGCUUCUGGGUGGUCACGCAGGCCCAUCUGUUCUACAUUGUCUGGACGGAAGAUGGGCCUGAUGGCGAAGCUGUCUUGGUCACUGUUAUUGUGAGAGUGAGGACUGGCUUUACACAGGCCUUAUUUUUGACUCCUCACUGUCACCUGCGCCUCAUCGUGGAUGGCCUGUAUGGCAGCCUGAAGCGCAAGCAACUUCUGAAGGCAGCAUGGCUCUAUGAUGCUGUUAUGCUCAUCGCGACAGACAUUGGUAUUGCUGGCCAACUUCUCUAUGCAAAGGACCUCCUCCGCUGCUUCAUCACGGAGGAAAAUGACAUGAAUACAUGGGGAGGAGGCAUCCGUCGACAUCGCAUCAAUAUAGUGUGGGAGAUGAAAGAGGAGUGUAAGUUGACUGAAGCUACCAUGAUGUGUGUUGCCUAA